Molecule: messenger RNA, 438 nt
Organism: Closterium sp. Naga37s-1
Lineage: Eukaryota; Viridiplantae; Streptophyta; Zygnematophyceae; Desmidiales; Closteriaceae
Source: the annotation of a GenBank genome assembly
AUGGAGGAGUAUAUCAAAGGCCUUAGUGCUGACCCCGAUCUGGUGGUGUCUGACGCCGCCAAGGAGAGGUACCGUUUACUCAAGGGUCGAUGCAUUGAAAAGGCCAACUCCGACAUUGUGGCUGCAAAGGAUGAGAUCGUCAUCCGCGAGCUCGAUCGACAGAACAAGGCCGCCGCCGAAGAGUUGAAGAAAGCAGCUGCGUUCGAGGAGGUGCAAGAAAUGGAGGAUCCCCCCCAGGCCACUGCUGCUGAUACGAAGCCGAAGAAUACCGCUGCCGGAAAGCCGAUGCACACUACUCCGAACGCGGAGCGCCACUCAGGGAGUACGGCCGGGAAUUCCAAGCCUAAGAAGGAGCGCGGGGGUAAGAAAAAGAAGGAUGGCACCACCAAGGACCAGCGAGCGAAAGGCAAAGCAGCGGAUGAUAAAGCCAAGGGAUAA